AUGACCAUCAUUAGGGGAUUCCAGAACUUGGGGAGAGCCAAAUUUCUUAUAUCCUUCGAAAAUCAGGCAGAUCUGGAACAAUUCCACACUUGGUUUAAACAAGAUUCCAGAGUCUACAACAAUAUCAAAUUUGAAAUUGAACACGCCAAAAACAUCCCCGCUCUAAACCGUAAGCCUGAUAUCCGUAUCAUGGUUUACGGUGCACCAUAUGAGAUGCGGAAUGAUGUAAUUUUAACAAAAUUACAAGCAUUCUGCACCUCACUUAGAAUCAAAAGAAACACAUUUUCUCGCCACCCAAAUAUAGAUACUGGAGUGAGAUUUGUCUUCACACAAGAGAUAAAAAAACCAAUCCCCUCCAGUAUCUUGAUCGAUAACCACAAGCUGGGUAUCAAAUACGAAAACCAGCCCAAGACGAUCCAGAAGUGUUUCUUGUGCGGCGGUGAGAGCCACUUGGCAAAAGACUGCCCAAAACCACCACGUGUCCCUGACCCAAUGCCUGCUGCCCAAAAACAAAAAUCAGCAGUUGGCAAAAAAAAUUCGCAAACAUAUGCGGAUAAAGUCAGGGGAAGCAAUACAAGUCUCUCUGAAAUUGCCAUUGAGAGCUCCCAAGAAUUUUCCUCCAAACCAGAACCAAAACCUAAGUCCAACCUAACAGAAAGCCUCGGCAUCGGAGAUAGAACAGAAGCUCUGAUGGCCGAAAUCCAACAAAUUAGAAACGAAUACGAGGAUCAAAUCACCGCCGAACCGGAAAGGGCAACGUCUACUCCCGUCCCCGACAUCGAUGUUGAGCUCCCCUCAGGUUGGGACGAGCUCAACAUCGACGAUUACGAUAGAAGUAGAGAGGAGAUUGAUCUUAGAACAGCAGCAGAGAGUCUGCAAAGAUCUAUAAACCGGGCGUCAGAAACCCUCAGCCAAUCCACAGGCACUAAUACCACCUUUAAAACCCCGGCAAAAACCUCCACAAAACGACCUAUAACAAGCCCUUUUGAAGAUAACCUAGAGAAGAAAAACCGAAUAGAAGACCCUAGAAAGACUACCCAGAGAUCUAUCUCACGAGAUAGAACUGUGGGUAGUCAAGACUCUAGGGUCAGUAGAUACGAUGCCGGUAAAGCUCAGAAAGACCGGCAGAGAUCAUCCUCACACAGUAGAAGUGUCAAGAACUAA
This is a messenger RNA of Lottia gigantea (owl limpet), 1164 nucleotides long. RefSeq lists its product as hypothetical. The record is from RefSeq and is a predicted model, not a curated record. Lineage: Eukaryota; Metazoa; Mollusca; Gastropoda; Lottiidae. Bases 1 to 1164 code for a protein of 387 amino acids. The transcript has a single exon. Gene Ontology annotation, molecular function: nucleic acid binding; zinc ion binding.